CACACAGCGAUCGAUUAGGUAAAUUACGGAGUCUAUUCGGGUGACAUUUUCAUUUUAUUUCCGGACAUUAACCACCAAAUACUUUCGGGAACAACCAUACCGACGUGAAGUCAUGGCAGAGCUCGGCAUCAAAGCAGGGGACCAGGUGCUGCUGGUCUGGGCUCAGCCCUCGGCUCCAGCGGCCCUGAAGCGCUACGUGGAGGAACUGGACGCCGGCUGCCAAGUGUCCGUGGAGAACAUGGAGAGACUGCUGCUGUCCGCCCACCCGGCCUCCACCUUCCACUGGGUGCUGUCCUGCCUGCUGGCCGACAGCUGCUCCACCCACAGCGCGGAGGCUCUGGCCGAGAUGGCCCGAGUGCUCCGACCCGGAGGGAAGCUGGUUCUGGAGGAGGCAGUGACAGGAUCCGAGGCGCAGAGCGUGAGGACGGCGGGGAAGCUGGCGUCGGCGUUGAAGCUGUCCGGCUUCGUGUCGGUGACGGAGGUCAGUCAAGCGGACCUGAGUCCCGAGGCGCUGAGCUCCCUCAGGACCGCCACUGGUUACCAAGGCAACACUCUGUCUCGAGCGCGCGUGUCGGCCUCCAAGCCGGCCUUCGAGGUGGGAUCGUCCAGCCAGAUCAAACUUUCCUUCGGGAAGAAGACGGCAGAGAAACCAGCUCUGGAUCCCAACGCUGUCAAAAUGUGGACGCUGUCGGCCAACGACAUGGACGAUGAUGACGUGGACCUGGUGGACUCCGAUGCUCUGCUGGACGAGGACGACCUGAAGAAGCCAGACCCGGCGUCCCUUAAAGCCCCCACGUGUGGAGAAGGAGCCAACAAGAAAAAAGCCUGCAAGAACUGCACGUGUGGCCUCGCCGAUGAUCUGGAGGGUGAAGGACAGCCCAAGACUAACCUACCGAAGUCGGCCUGUGGCAGUUGUUACCUUGGCGACGCCUUCCGCUGUUCCAGCUGCCCGUACAUGGGCACGCCGGCCUUCAAGCCGGGGGAGAAGAUCGUGCUGGACAAGAAGACGCUGACGGACGCCUGAGACGCUGGACUACACACGCCACACGCCACACGGGACAUUCCUUUGCUUUCUGGCCGUUUCCUCUGCAGCAGCAGGUCGUGAGCUGCUUUUUGUUUUGAGGCUCGUCUCCUCUGCGAUGAUGUCAUGUUCACUUCUUCAUCUUAAUGUCUGGUUGAAGACGAGUGAGAUCUGAAGGAAAUGAGGUGCACCUUCAUCGCAGUUUGACUCCUGCUGUUGUAAAUGAGUUGCCGUGAAGGGGGCGGGGCUUAGUGCAGAAAACUGAUGUGCAUUUGUUUUCAUAUCUCACAUUUACAUUAUAAAGACAAUUAAACAUAACCGUCCAUCUCAUGA
Pseudoliparis swirei is the source of this 1354-nucleotide messenger RNA. RefSeq names its product cytokine induced apoptosis inhibitor 1 (gene ciapin1). Gene Ontology annotation, cellular component: cytoplasm. The transcript is spliced from 9 exons. Gene Ontology annotation, molecular function: iron-sulfur cluster binding. Gene Ontology annotation, biological process: iron-sulfur cluster assembly. NCBI's taxonomy places the organism in Eukaryota, Metazoa, Chordata, Actinopteri, Perciformes, Liparidae. The record is from RefSeq and is a predicted model, not a curated record. The coding region runs from base 113 to 1024 and encodes 303 amino acids.